Molecule: messenger RNA, 642 nt
Organism: Onychomys torridus (southern grasshopper mouse)
Lineage: Eukaryota; Metazoa; Chordata; Mammalia; Rodentia; Cricetidae
Gene: Tex35
Product: testis expressed 35
Exons: 8
Coding region: 1-642 (213 amino acids)
Source: RefSeq, a predicted model, not a curated record
AUGUCGGCCAAGAGGGCAGAACAGAAGAAAACCAACCCGAAAAAGAACUACAGGGCAGUUUGCUUGGAACUGAAGCCAGAGCUGACACAGAUAUAUGAUUACAAAGGAUUUAAACAAGAAGAGCCAGUCAUCAAAAAAGGGAUGACACAGGAGCUGAAGAAUGAACUCAGGGAGAUGAGAGAAGAACUCAAGGAAAAAAUGGAAGAGAUAAAACAGAUAAAGGAUAUAAUGGACAAAGAUUUCGAUAAGCUUCAUGAAUUUGUGGAAAUUAUGAAGGAAAUGCAGAAGGAUAUGGAUGAAAAGAUGGAUGUUUUAAUAAAUACACAGAAGAACAACAAGCCUCCCCUUCAAAAACAACCAAAGGAGCAUCAGGAACUCGGGCAGAUAGGAAAGACGGACAAGGAUUCCCAGCUCAGACUCAAGAAAAUAGAAGAACCCGAUGGAGCAUUAUUGACUAGUGACAAGACGAUGGUGUCACAAAAAACAAAGGAUAAUCCCCUGGAUUCCCUUCAUUCAUGUCAGAGUUGCUACGAGACCUUCACACCAUGCCUGGGCGCCCUUUUCACCUUUGUCAUCUGGAGCUGCUUUCUGAUUUAUCUGUACUUCAACCCCGAUGAGAAAGAGUAUGUGCUGCCAACCUAG